Colletotrichum destructivum is the source of this 1697-nucleotide messenger RNA. RefSeq lists its product as uncharacterized. The coding region runs from base 374 to 1297 and encodes 307 amino acids. The transcript is spliced from 2 exons. Gene Ontology annotation, biological process: fungal-type cell wall organization. Gene Ontology annotation, cellular component: cell cortex of cell tip; plasma membrane. The record is from RefSeq and is a predicted model, not a curated record. Lineage: Eukaryota; Fungi; Ascomycota; Sordariomycetes; Glomerellales; Glomerellaceae.
GUCCCCAUCACCGUAAUUCUUUCACACCCAGUCAGGCCUUGCUCGGUUGCAUCAUUGCCGCUCCUUGCAAGGUCUUGGAAGAAUGGGUUGCUGUGAUUCACCCGCGGCUUUCGGGCUGCUUGCUCUUCCCUCCCUCUUUAAGGCCAGGACCCUUUGCCGUCGAACCCCUGAGAAAAAAGGGCCCAGAAUCAUAAGCAAUCGUUGUGAUACCAGAAAAUAAUAGGCAAUGCCCAUUGCGCAUCCGUCGACAUCACAGGUUCAAAGUCACAUUAUCUGCUGUACGCCCGCUUGUCUGCCCGAUAACAACCCCAUCAUCCAACCGUCUUUCCAUUUGUUGAACCAAACCCGAGCCUGAUACUCCACCGCCGGCAUCAUGCAUUUCACCGUGAUAGUACCACUGGUGCUGUCCAUAGUGGCCUUCGUCCUCUCCUUCCUGGCCCUCUUCGCCGGCCACAAGGUGGGCUUCAUGGAGGAUUACGACGUCGUCCGCCUCAACAUGUCGACCUUGGGCUACAACCUGGUCCCCACCGCCACCGAAGAAGCCGACCCGGCCUCGACCACGGACGGCUUCCUCGAUAGGUUCGUCGACGGCGUCAGCGACCGCGUGUCUGAUAUCAUCAACGACAUCGGCAACGACGUCGCUGACCGCCUCGCCGACGAGCUGGGCGUCUCUGAGUGGUACUCGCUGCACCUCAUGGACGUAUGCCAGGGCGAUUUCGCCCCCAACGUGACGGCGCCCAACGCCUGGCUGAACGUCACCAACUGCACUCAGCCGUCUCCUGGUCCCAACGUCAACCUCACCAGGAUGCUGGACCAGGAGCUCUCAAUCGGCCCCCUGCGCCUGAGCCUCGCCGACCUCAACUGGCCCGACACCAUCGAGGACACCCUGGACAAGGUCAACAAGUUCCUCCUCGCCAUCUGGGUCCUCUACGUCUUGGGCAUCGCUUUCUCCGGCCUCGCUGUUCUCGGCUCCCUUGCGGCCUUCUUCCUCGGCUUCAAGAAGCGCACGACGGUGACCAACUUCGUCUUCGCCAUCCUGGCCGCCCUCGUCCUAUUUGCUGGCAGUCUCAUCACGACCAUCGGCGCUAAGGAGGGCGCCAAGCAGAUCACAGACAUUGGCGACGACAUUGGCAUCUCGGCCGAAGCCGGACAAAAGUUUAUGAUCAUUUCGUGGGUCGCAUUCGCCGUCAUGUUCGCAGCCGCCGUCUACUGGGUCACGCAGUUCUGCGUCGAGAGGCGAUCGACCCACAGGCGUGGUUUCAGCGAGAAACGUCGCCACCAGAAGGGCAGCUUUUAAAGGUGCAUGCGCGUUUUGCAUGAUCCCACCACCAACAGAACCAGAAAAAGAAAGAAAAGAGGGGGAGGUAAACACUAGUGCGUCUCUUGAAUCUCGAAUUGGGAAAGCUACGAUAUGGAAGCGAUUUGGUUUUGCAACGAUACCUGUGUCGGGUCAGUGGCCUGGUAGCCGGUAUACCACAGCUGGUUCCCGACACCACGAUCCUUUUUACUUUCCUUCAUUUUUGCCGAGAUACCAUUGUUGCGAUACACGGACCCAUAGAAUGCACAGUUUAGUGUAGAUUGUUCAGAACCAUCUUAAUGGCCGAUGCCAUUGAAGGAUAGCACCCAGUUAAUUCCGCGGUCCAUGCUUGUGGUUCCUUACCAGAUGAACCGAAGCCUCGUGGGUGUUGUGAAUGUAC